Molecule: messenger RNA, 768 nt
Organism: Acanthosepion pharaonis
Lineage: Eukaryota; Metazoa; Mollusca; Cephalopoda; Sepiida; Sepiidae
Source: the annotation of a GenBank genome assembly
AUGUAUACGAAUUCAACUCUCUCUCUAUCUACCUACCUAUCUGCCUAUCAGUGCCAGUUAAGAUCUAUCUAUCUAUCUAUCUAUCUAUCUAUCUAUCUAUCUAUCGCAGUUUACUCUCUCUCUCUCUCUCCCUCUUUAUCUAUCUAUCUAUCUAUCUGUUGUGGAAUGAUUUCACAUAUAACACUAUCUAUCUAUCUAUCUAUCUAUCUAUCGCAAUCUCUCUCCCUCUUUAUCUAUCUAUCUAUCUAUCUAUCAGUAGCAGUUAAGUUAUAUCUAUCUAUCGCAGUUUGUCCUUAUCUAUCUCUCUAUAUAUCUAUCUGUUUUCCCGAUCUCUUUCUAUCUAUCUAUCUAUCUAUCUAUCUAUCUAUCUAUCUAUCUAUCUAUCUAUCUAUCUAUCUCUAUCAGUGCCAGUUAAGAUCUAUCGAUCUAUCCAUCUCAGUUUAUCUAUCUCUCUAUAUAUCUACCCCAGUUUAUUUCUCUCUCUCUUUCUCUCUCUCUCUCUCUCUAUGUAGACCAAUUCAUCUAUCUAUCUAUCUAUCUAUCUAUCUCACCAGAAAACUUUCUCUCGCUAUAUCUAUCUAUCUAUCUAUAUAUAUAUAUAUAUAUACAUGUUUAGACAAAUUGUUGAUAUCUAUCUAUCUAUCUAUCUCUAUCUAUCUAUCUAUCUAUCUAUCUAUCUAUCUAUCUAUUCAAAUUAUCUCCCUUUCCAUCUAUCUAUCUAUCUAUCUAUCUAUUCAAAUUAUCAAUAUAUACUCAGAUAUUAAAUAA